AUGGUCAAGGCAGUUGUCAUUAUAACUGUGAGUGAUACUUGUUCAAAAGAUCAUUCUAAAGAUGAGUCCGGUCCAGCUCUGUGCCAGUUGGUAAAGGAAAAGUUUCCAGAUGCGUACAUUCACACAAUCAUUGUACCAGAUGAAAAGGAAAUAAUUGAAAGAGAAUUGAAAUACUUCUGCGAUUCAAAGAUAGAUUUAAUCCUCACUACUGGUGGAACAGGACUUAGUAGCAGAGAUGUAACCCCAGAAGCUACAAAGGCUGUGAUCCAAAGGGAAGUGCCAGCUAUACCGAUAGCUAUGACACUGGAGAGCCUUAAAAAGACUCCUAUGGCUAUGCUGUCACGAGCUACAGCCGGUAUAAGGGAUAAGACAUUGAUAAUAAACUUUCCCGGUAGCAAGAAGGCAGUUGUAGAAUGUAUUGAGGUUGUUAAGCCUGUGUUGUCGCAUGCAGUGUCAUUAUUAGCUAAUGAUUUAGCCGAGGUUAGAGUAGUCCAUGAUCAGAUGCAACAUACAUGCACACACAGUAAAGUAAGUGUUGGAAAAGUUGCAUUAAGGCAUAGAGAAUCCCCCUACCCCAUGCUAGAUAUGGCUGAAGCCUUUAAUAUUGUUGAUGCUGUGAUGAUGCAAUGGACAGAGGGAAUUGAAGAGGUACCAAUUGAAGAUAGCAUGGGAAGAGUGGCAGCUCUGCCUAUACAUGCUAAGGAACCGAUGCCUCCAUUCCCUGCGUCUGUUAAGGAUGGAUAUGCUUGUUUAAGUUGGGAUGGUGUGGGUUUGCGUAAAGUCAGAUCAGCCGUGACCGCUGGUGACACUCCAGCCGCAAUACUUUCGUCUGGGGAAUGCGCACGAGUCAAUACCGGUGCUCCUAUACCGUCAGGGGCAGACUGUGUUGUACAGGUGGAAGACACGAAACUUGUGAAAGCCACAGAAGAUAACGAAACAGAAUUGGAAAUAGAGGUCUUAGUACCACCACAACCUCAUCAAGAUGUCCGCCCAAUUGGGUUCGAUAUACCUUUGGGAGCUGUGCUUUUGGAAAAAGGAGAUAUUAUCGAUGCAGCGAAAGUAGGUAUUUUGGCGGGGGCCGGUUACCUUACAGUGCCUGUCAGAUCUUGUCCUAAGGUAGCUAUAUUGUCCACUGGCAAUGAAUUGCAAGAACCGUCAGAAGAAAUACUGCGGCCGUCUCAUAUUAGAGAUUCCAAUAGGAUUAUGUUAAAAAUGCUUCUUAGGGAGCAGGGAUACGAGAGCACGGAUUACGGUAUCGCGCGCGAUGAACCAGCAGAGUUAGCAAGUGCGAUAGCUCGGGCGUUGCCCACUUGUGAUAUAUUGGUUUGCACCGGAGGAGUGUCAAUGGGUGAACGGGAUCUGCUUAAACCAGUGCUUGCAAAUGACUUCGGUGCAACGAUACACUUCGGACGCGUGCGUAUGAAGCCUGGCAAACCAAGUACCUUUGCAACGUGUGUUUACGAAGGAAAAACCAAAUUCAUAUUUGCGCUACCAGGUAACCCAGUAUCAGCAUACGUUUGCAGUCUUCUGUUUGUUGUGCGUGCGCUGCGUCAAUGUACACGGUACACGAGUGAAUUCGCACGCAUGCGUGUACGGCUCGGACGCGAAGUAAAACUAGAUCCGCGGCCAGAAUAUGCGCGUGCUGUUCUACAAUUCCCAGAGACCGGAGAAUUACCUAUUGCCACGUUGCUAGGCAACCAGUGUAGUAGUCGUCUGUUGAGCGCGUGUGGGGCAAGCGUUCUUCUGGAGCUCCCAGGUUCAAAUAAAGACCGUGUAAGUCUUCCCGCGGAUACAGUUGUAUCUGCAUUAGUAACUGGAAAGAUUGAUCUCACUAGACCAUAG
Messenger RNA from Leptosia nina, 1842 nucleotides. Lineage: Eukaryota; Metazoa; Arthropoda; Insecta; Lepidoptera; Pieridae. The record is from the annotation of a GenBank genome assembly.